AUGGAUUGUUGUUUAAACUCGGGUUGGAGUUGGAUUGUUUUUGUUGGAAGUGCUUUGGUUAAUACUUACUUGAAAUUUGGAUUGGUGGUGGAUGCACAUGAGGUGUUUGAGGAAUUGCCUGUUAGAGAUGUUGUGCUUUGGAAUUCAAUGGUUAAUGGGUAUGCGCAUAUUGGAUGCUUUGAAGAGGCCUUGUGGAUGUUUAGGAGGACGGAGGAGAAUGGGAUGAUUCCUUGUAAAUAUGCAGUUACUGGUGUUUUGUCUAUAUAUUAUGUGAUAGGAGAUUUUGACAAUGGACAAGUUGUUCAUGGGUUUGUUACAAAAAUUGGUUAUGGCUCUAGUGUUGUUGUUUCGAAUGCACUGAUUGAUAUGCAUGCAAAAUGCGGAAAUAUGAGAGAUGCUCGGAUGGUUUUUGAUAUUAUGAUAGAGAAAGAUGUGGCCUCAUGGAACAUCAUGAUCACGGGUUAUGGAAUGCAUGGUUAUGGUGAUGAGGCAUUAGACAUAUUUUCUCGUAUGUGUCAAGCUCAAUUGCCAUGCUGGCAUGGUGAAGGAAUGGCAUAUAGAGAUGUUGUUACUUGGAACUCAACAAUUACAGCUACAAAAAUUAAGGAUUAUAAUAGGCAUCUAAUACAAACAACCAUAAAUUACAAAUUUGAGGCACUAAAGCUAAUCACCGGCAUUUUAAAACUUUCCGCUGGCAUAUCAACAGAGCAUAUGAUACCGUCAAAAGUGACGGAAUACGGUUCAAAUGGAAGAACCGUUCCUUCCUUCUUUCCAUGGUUGGACUAUGCAACAAAAUAUCCUCUUUCUGAACUCUUUAAAGCAAGACCACCUUUAUGGAACACGGCGUUGCAAAGCGAGUCUUUUGAUGAUGACGAGCUUGAACACUUUGAAGAUGUUAUAAAAGAGACUGAUAAAGAACUUGUAACCGUAUCAGAUAAAAGUGAAGAACCUGUAACCGUAUCAGAUAAAAGCGAUGAACCUGUAAUUGCAUCUGAUAAAAAAGGGGGAUGA
Molecule: messenger RNA, 1011 nt
Organism: Lathyrus oleraceus (garden pea)
Lineage: Eukaryota; Viridiplantae; Streptophyta; Magnoliopsida; Fabales; Fabaceae
Product: pentatricopeptide repeat-containing protein At2g33680
Exons: 2
Coding region: 1-1011 (336 amino acids)
Biological process (GO): RNA modification
Molecular function (GO): protein binding; RNA binding
Source: RefSeq, a predicted model, not a curated record